Messenger RNA from Rhinocladiella mackenziei CBS 650.93, 2685 nucleotides. RefSeq lists its product as uncharacterized. Gene Ontology annotation, biological process: translational elongation. The transcript has a single exon. The coding region runs from base 1 to 2685 and encodes 894 amino acids. The record is from RefSeq and is a predicted model, not a curated record. NCBI's taxonomy places the organism in Eukaryota, Fungi, Ascomycota, Eurotiomycetes, Chaetothyriales, Herpotrichiellaceae. Gene Ontology annotation, molecular function: GTP binding; translation elongation factor activity; GTPase activity.
AUGGCAUCGAUCUUUACAUAUCAGGAUGAGCCACCGCGAUUACACUCACCGUGGUCUACACCGGGUACUUCAACUCCACAACCACUCCAUCUCCCGGAUGCCACUCUCAAUGGAAGACUACAGCAUACGAACGAGCUCACAAAGCUCGAGCCCGAACGGCAGGACGGCCCUACAGAGUACAAACUUCAUCUCCUAUUACGUCCCCGGCGAAAGAUUCUUUCGACUUCGCCGACUACUCCCACCUUGGGACCUCAACAGAGCAUUCCUCCAUCCGCCACCGGGGCUUCUCGUUCCUUGAGUGAGUCGGCUUUAGACCGCCCCCUCUCUCAACCUUCUGGGCAGGCACGUCAAGCCAGAUUACAGCAGCUGACGACACAGCUACUAUGGCGACUGCAGCAGUCCUCACCUUUUCAUUCGUCGUCGAAUGCAAAUUUGGUUUUGCCAGUCCUGCCCGAAGCAACACCAAGAUUAGGUGUUCCAGAGCGUCCCGCCAAACUCCUUCCAGGUCUAGAGGAAAGCCAAGGUGCUCUCUACGAAAUUGGUGUUGCCGACGAUGGCACCUUAGUUGGACUGGUCGAGGAUGAAUUGCAAGAGAGUCUGACCAAUCUUGGAGCCAUGGCUGCUAGUCUAGGCUGCACUAUUAAUGUUCUGCGGAAAGUCGUCGUCGGAUCGUGCGAAUGGAGAGAAGGUGAUGGUGGCAUGAGCAAAGUCGAAUCGCAGAGAGACACGCUCUGGGUUGCUGAAGUUUUAGUCUAUCCGGACUCACGAAGACCCGGGGAUGCAGAUUUGCCAAAACAAACUCUCGAUCAGUCACUUGGUGCUUCUGGUGGGGAAGAUGUCCUUUCUCUGGCCGAACAAGCUUCCACUGAACAGCUACGAGUCACCUUGGUUGGGACCACUACUUCAGGAAAGUCCUCCCUUCUCGGAACGCUUUCAACUUCUACGCUGGACAAUGGCCGGGGGAAAAGCCGGUUGUCAUUGCUAAAGCAUCGACAUGAAAUUGCUUCUGGCAUCACGAGUUCCGUCGCACAUGAACUCAUUGGCUAUGUAAAUGAUCGAACUUCUUUGUCUCCGGUCAUCAACUAUGCCUCAGGCAAUGUCUCAUCGUGGAUAGAUAUUCACAAUCUGGCAGAUCGCCUUGUGUUGCUUUCAGAUUCACCUGGUGUUCCUCGUUUUGCCAAGUCGACUCUCCGAAGCUUGAUAUCAUGGAGACCGUCUUGGACGAUUCUUUGUGUCGCAGCGGAUGAUAAUGAAGAGAAUGUAGGUCGAGUUGGAGCAACACUUCCCACGGUCGAGAUACUGGCCGAUAGUCGGACACCAGAAGCGCCAGACCUGUCACUAUGCCAUCUUGAUUUAUGUCUGCGCCUGCGGUUACCAUUAAUGGUGGUCAUCACCAAAAUGGAUCUCGCCAACAAAACUGGGUUACGACAAGUGUUGGCGAAACUUCUCUCUACUCUCAAGGCGGCCGGGAGGCAGCCGGUAAUGCUUAGUAAUUCUCCUGGAUCCUGCUCGACUCCGGAGGCCGAUGGUUCCCUCGCGGAACUUCAAUCCAUCAACGAGAAGGAUCAAGGUGAGAUUGAUCGGCUGGUGGUGUCCAUGCACACUGGCGAUGGGUAUAAAGUUGUACCAAUCAUGAUGACAAGUGCAGUCACCGGAUCAGGGAUGAGCAAAGUCCAUGCUCUGCUUCGGUCCAUCCCCGUUGCCACGUUCUCACCCCUGGGAUCCUCCAUGACUGCGACUUCCACACACUCAUCUCUUUUCCACGUUGACGAAGUCUUCAGCAUUCCCCCAUCACGCGUCUAUACACGAGAGGCCGAGAAUCGAGCGGUUCAACAAGGGGUCGUCCUUUGCGGACACGUCUCUCACGGCACACUCUCCAUCGGCAAUAUUCUACAACUCGGGCCAUUUGUCGUGGAAUCGGAUCCGCCAUCGGGUCACAUAUCUCAAUCAAUUCUGAGGUCGAGUUCUUAUUGUGCUGAACGGUCUCAUCCAGAAAGACUCACAAGCAUUCUUGCAAGAUCCUAUCAAGGAGAAACUUGGAAAGCUACAAACGCCAGACAGCAGCCCACGGCUGUGUUUCUACCGGUGCGUGUCGUAUCCCUUCGAACCCUCCGUCUUCCCGUCGUCCGAAUGCGACAGGGCGAGACAGGAACGAUCGGAGUUGAACCGAUCAGUGGCCAAAAUGAGAUAUCACUGAACAGAGCUCGGAAGGGAAUGGUUUUGGUGGACGUUAACGACAGUCUCCCCGGAUACUCGGCCUUUUUAGCGGCCUUCACGUCCUCAAGCUUCUCUCGUGCAAAUUCCCCUCCUCUCGUACUAGGCAGCCAUGCUCUUGUAUACGUCAACAGUGUUCGUGCGGCUGUGAGAGUGGCUACGGUAGCAUUGGACGAUGACCACCAAGAAACCAAAGAUGAGCCACGUUCUUCUUCGCCCGAGGCAGAAGUGUUUCGGUUUGACAGCGAUGAUGAAGCCGAAAAUUCAAAGAAUGACAACAAUGACACACAGAAAGAAAGGGAAAUCAGAAUAUCGUUUAGAUUCGUCAGCACAGUGGAAUGGAUGGAGGUAGGUGAUCAAGUCUUGGUUGUCCCCACGGUAACUGCACCUGGACCUGUAACAGGUGCUAUGAUGUUAAAUGUGUCAGGGCUGGCUGGAUUAGUGGGCAGAGUAUGCGAGGUACUCACUUGA